Acytostelium subglobosum LB1 is the source of this 3486-nucleotide messenger RNA. RefSeq lists its product as hypothetical. Lineage: Eukaryota; Evosea; Eumycetozoa; Acytosteliales; Acytosteliaceae. The record is from RefSeq and is a predicted model, not a curated record. Gene Ontology annotation, biological process: endosomal transport. Gene Ontology annotation, cellular component: AP-type membrane coat adaptor complex. The coding region runs from base 1 to 3486 and encodes 1161 amino acids. The transcript has 6 exons.
AUGAUGGACACAGCACAGAACUGGACGGCGUCAGAGUGGUACGCGACAAUCCAGGCAUGGCGCAUCAGUAAGCCAAUAGUGUCAUCAUCAGCAAAUGCCGUCAUACCAUCUGCAGGCACUGUGUCAUCUACCAGUGGCACAAGUACAACAGUGUCAUCAUCACAACAGCAACAACAGCAACAACAGCAACAAUCAAGCUCAAGCUCAUCUACAUCAACCGAUCAAUCAGAUCUGAUCACUACCGACAAGAUCUCACAACCACAACAACAGGAUACACAGCAGCAGCAACAACAACUACAACAACAAACAAGUUCAUCAUUCACACAGGCUCAGAUCGGUGCACUGUCAUCUCAUUCAUCACUAUCUAGCUUUGCAUCGAUAUUGUCCGAGAGCAACAUCUUGGCCACGCCCUCAUACGUCAUCGUCGAGAUCCUUCUCAAGUCGCUCAAGUUUGAAAAGGAUGACAUCCUUCGCAUCAACAUCCUAUUGUUCCUCCAAGAGAACUCAACACUAUUGCUCGAAGAGGAUACCAAGAGGUUUGAGCGAGUGUUCAACAUACUUCAAUCAUUGGUCAACUCACAGACGGACAGUUAUCCGGUCAAGAGUCAGGUGUUGUCAACAAUGACCACGAUAUUGAUAUGCGAGUCAAUCAUAAAGACUCAUCCUAGACUUGUGGAGAGCUUUGUCGACUUGCUCUUUGACAUUAUCAACAAGAUCAACAACAGUCCUGAUCGACUACUAAGAGGAUCGGCAUGUCUAUGUUUGAUGGAGCUGGAGCUCACCUACCCUCGCCUGCUCUCAUCCUUCCUGCCAACACUACUCCAGCAUGUCCAGAAUGAGAACACUCAUCUCAUCCAGUCCUACACUCAACUGUUCACAACCAUUCUCCAACAUACCAUGAUCAGUGAGUAUGAAGAUCAAGCACACAUUGCACAACAACAACCAGUGUCUCCGAUAUACUCGUCUUCAUCAUCUGGAUCGAACUCUUCGUUUAAGCCUUCAGGUGGUGGAUCGGUGGUCUCGCCAAACUCGACACAGACACAGACACAGCAACAGCCAUCCAAUCAAAGCUCUUUGAAUUACAAGCGAUCACUCUCAAGGAUACCGUCCACGACCAACCUGCAGGUGCCCAGCCUGUUUGCCGAGCCAGCGGCGCACACGGCCUUUGCCAUCCCACACAACAUCAAGUACGCGCCCAUGACGGUGCCGCAGAACCUGACGGGCGCCAAGCUGCCCGAGUCCGUGGGCAAGGAACUGCUAAAGUGCAUAAGCGUCGUGGUGGAUCAAUCGCCGCAACUCAAUCAAUGGGGACUGGUAUCGAUCAUCCAACAGCUCGUGCCCCUUGUCGACAUUGCCACCAUCUCUCCCAAUGUCUUCCGCCAUCCCCAUCUCUACAAGCUAUUCUUCAUCAAGAAUCCACUACAAUUCCAUCUACUUCUCUUCCUCGCGCUCAAGUUCCCCGAGAUCUACUCCCAAGAGGACAUCGACACCUUCUUCAACAGGCUCAUCAACAUUAUCAAUGAUGUAUCAGUGUCACUCGAGGCAAGAAUCAUUGCGAUUGAUUGGUUGUUGAAGAUGCCAAGUAAGCUGAGGAGCAAUGACUCGGCAAGGAGUCCGCCACUGGCAGUGUCGAUUUCAAGGUUCUACACACAGUUCUAUCCGUCAUCAUUCGACACGCUCUAUUUGAAGGAGGUGAAGCUGUAUGCCAUGUGCAAGUGUAUAAUGGAUAGCGCACAGGGUGGCACCGGCACCAAGCCACAGCCACCAAGCGAUCUACUCAAAUCAUUGAUCUGUCUCGAUGAGUUUAGAUAUCACAAGAAUGACAAUGCACCUCCAACCAGAAUAGUCUUCUCUAUCCUGCUACAAUACCUAAUAUCAUUCCCAGCGGCUGUCUUCAAGAACAUCGAGUCGUUCUUGUCUGAGCUACUGGUCGACUAUAGUCACUUGCUGAACAACAUUAUAUCAUUGCUCAAUGGUAUACCAGACCGCAAGACACGCAUCAACCUGUUCUUGUCACUGUCCAAGGUGAUCGUGGCACUCAAACCCAACAAGUUCCUGCAUUACCUAUCGAUCGUCGAGCGCAUCAUACUGGAGGAUCACAUCAACCCGACGGCACUGCUCAACAAGGUGCACGACCUCGUGCGUCGUCGCUCGAUCUGCGCCACAGGCGACUGGGUCACUGGCAACACCAUCAUCUCGAUCUGUCGUCGCUCACUCAUACAUCACAACACUCAGACGCUGUUCAAGCCACUUCGUCUGAUCCUGUCGACACUGAGCGCACACUUCUCCAACCUGGAAAUCAGAGACAGAGCACGCUUCUACGAUCGCAUGCUGACACAUCUGCCCGAUGACAAGAUCAAGUCACUGUUGACGACGCAGGGCACCACGGCCGACGACUCCAACAUCAGCGGCAUGUCCAUGUCGUCGCUGUCCACGAUGAAGAUCAUCAAGUCCCCAAACAACUACAUCUCGAUCACCCCGACCAAUGACAAGCCGAUCGCGCAUCACUACACGAUCGACCCCUCGUUUGACAACGCGGUCAUGCUGGGCGACGAUGCAGACCAGAUGUUCCAGGAGUACCACCGCAUGAUCAAGGAGUUCAGCCACCUGAGCGCCAAGAUCGUCAUCCCGUACCGCAUCCGCUACAAGCCCAACCAGCCACCUGUAAAUUUCCCGCCCAAGGUCUAUGCCUUGCUGAUCCAGUUCAAGCAGGCGACCCCGUUGUACGCGCCAAUCAACCCAAUCAGGAUACCCUACCUGUGCUACCCCGAGUCCGAGGACAAGGCAUUGGAGUUCCCCUAUUGCUUCAAUGUGGACAUCACAUUCCAUCCACAUCAUCCCAUGCCCAGCAACAUCAAGGUGAAGAUGGUGUUCAACAACGACGAGGGUAAGACAUGCAAGGCCAGUGCGUCCACCAUCUCUGUUCAAUUCCAGGACAUCUUCAUGCAGGUUCCCGUGCCCUCCUUUGUCAAGUCCGUGCCUCAGUUCAGAUCAACACUAUUCGACAAACUCUGGAAACUAAUGGUCGAUGAGCUCAAUGUGGAGCAGAAGAAUCCACAGUACAUGCACUCUGUAAAGUAUAUCAAUGUUGCCAAGGAUGUGAUUGUUGCAUCCGUUCGUGCCAAUCUAGGUCUAUACUUGAUUGAGGACCAGGACCAAGACCAGGACCAGGAUCAAGUCCAAGUCCAGGAGCAAGAGCCUGAGAUGAAGAAGAUGGAGGACUUGGCAGAAGCCGAUGCAGCUUCAUCAUCUAGUGAGACCAACAAGGUGGCAGCGAUUCCAUCAGUGGCCAAGAUGAUGAAGAUACUUGUAUUCCUACCACCACAACAUCACAUGUUGUUGUUGUUCACCAUCCAUGCUGAUUCAACAAUCGUACACAUCAAGACUGAUUACUGGAGAGCAUUGUCCUACAUCGAUCCAUUCCUCAAAUCAUUGACCAAGCAUCCCGAUAAGGUACAACAACAUUCUAGCCAAGAGUCCAAAUGA